Pocillopora damicornis (cauliflower coral) is the source of this 1230-nucleotide messenger RNA. RefSeq names its product 2,4-dienoyl-CoA reductase [(3E)-enoyl-CoA-producing], mitochondrial. Lineage: Eukaryota; Metazoa; Cnidaria; Anthozoa; Scleractinia; Pocilloporidae. Gene Ontology annotation, biological process: fatty acid beta-oxidation. The record is from RefSeq and is a predicted model, not a curated record. Gene Ontology annotation, cellular component: mitochondrion. Gene Ontology annotation, molecular function: 2,4-dienoyl-CoA reductase (NADPH) activity.
CUAAGUAGAUUCCAGUAUGGGAUAGUAGGUGCGUUUUUAGCCGAUUUCAACAUGGCGGCUUCGAAGAGAGUGAUUCGCUCAUUGUGGCACUUUAUAUCUAGGAUAGAUCCCUUAAGACAUAGACUUUUGUUUAUGAAUAGAAUAAAAAGUACCAGAUACUUCAAUACAAGUGUUAAUCGUCCCUCCAAAGGGGCCAACUUUCCAGUUCGAAGCGAUUGUAUGUUGCCCGAAAAAUGUUUUGAGGGCAAGAUUGCAUUCGUUACCGGUGGAGGAACAGGUCUGGGGAAGGGAAUGGUGAAAAUGUUAUCUGAACGAGGUGCGACUGUCAUCAUAUCUAGCAGGAAGCUUGAAGUUCUUGAAAAGACAGCUGAGGAAAUAUCUAGUGAAACUGGAAACAAAGUUUUACCAGUAGCCGCAGAUGUGCGUGAUCCAUCACAAGUGGCAGCUGCUAUAGAUUUCUGUGAGAACAAGUGUGGUCUCCCUGAUAUAAUCAUCAACAAUGCAGCAGGGAAUUUUGUGUCUCCGACAGAGAGGCUGUCACCAAAUGCUUGGAGAACAGUCAUUGACAUUGUCCUAAAUGGCACAGCAUAUGUAACAUUAGACCUAGGAAAGCGUUUGAUCAAAGCCCAAAAAGGUGCAAAUUUUUUGGCAAUCACAACCAUCUAUGCCAAAUCUGGUUCAGGUUUUGUGGUACCAUCAGCAGCCUCUAAGGCUGGUGUGGAGACCAUGACCAGAUCCCUGGCAGCAGAAUGGGGAAGAUAUGGAAUGAGAUUCAAUGCUAUUGCUCCAGGACCCAUUGAGACCAAGGGUGCCUUCAGCCGUCUAGAUCCCACAGGAGAAUUUACAAAGCAUGCUAUAGAACGCAUUCCAACUGGCAGACUCGGUGAAAUCCCAGAACUGGCAAACCUAGCAAUGUAUCUUGUCAGUGACUACUCCAGUUGGAUGACAGGAGAAGUUGUAACAUUUGAUGGAGGAGAGUAUGUCUCUAUGGCUGGUGAAUUCAAUGAUUUCAGAAAGAUUCCAAAGGAACAGUGGGACCAAUUGGAAGCAAUUAUCAGGAAAACAAAGGGUUCUUAAUACAUUCUCUCAAUUGUAUAUUCAAACUCUCCUAAUCUGAAAUUAACUUUGCUACUGUUUUUCAUCUAAGGCAAGAAAGAUAGACAAAUUUCUUCAGUUUCUUUCAUUAAAACAGUUAAUAUUUGAUUGAAGAAUAAAAGUUCAUGUACUGUC